AUGGUCAACGAGCCUACUGAAGAUGCAGAUUUACGUGCUUUACUGGAAUCUAUGGAGAAAUCAGGAGAUCCAUCGCCUGGACUGCCACUAGCAGCAGAACAUGCUGAACAAUUUGUAGAAUUAAUGGCAAAGAUUGCCCAGAAUCCAGAAUUGGCCAGUUCACUAUCAGCCGAAUCGAUGCCAUCAACCCUCAAAGUGAAUGCAUCAUCAGACACUCAAAAGGAGAGACACGAAGUGACUCCUCAGCCUGGAUUCGUGCUCAAGACAGUGAAUAGAAAGAAGUCUGCUUCUGGGGAAUGGGCUGAAGGGAUAAAGGUCUUUAUCAACUUUGGACACUCGUCUCAGAUUCCCAGUCCACCGCCUGGAAGCGAUGAAGAAAUCCUGAAGGCUAUAGCUACUGAAGAUGGAACCUACAAGGUACCAACUUCGCUAAGCACUCCUCGACGAGACAAGGAUAAAGCUGGACGAGAAGCUUGCGUAUACGAUGUUUGUGUACACACGAAUGCGCUACAACUCGCAUCAAGGCUGGAAGACUAUCAGAUCUUCCUGAUGGAACUGGUCUUGCAACACGUCGAAACAAAGAGUGGAAUGCUGCUCAGUCGAGACAUCUCAUUCCCAAAAAUGAAGUCCAAAGGACCGCUCGCCAAACAUAUAAUCUAUCGAGCCAAACGACCCUCCAUUGCUGAGACAGCACCUAUAAUCUCGAACAAACCAGAUGCACCAUCAAAAGCUCCAGCCAAACCGAAAAAGCUUCCUGCUCCUGAAUACGAGGUUAUCCCAACUCCAAAAACUGGUCGUCCGGAAUAUAUUCAGGUCAAGAUACGUCUCCCCGCUGUGGAGUCAACAAAGGAGGCGACUCUUGAUGUAGAGUUGGAUAAGCUCAUAUUGAGCGUGCCCAACCUUCAUGAUGCCGACAUCAAACUUCCGUGGAAGGUCGAUAUUGAUUCGUGUCGAGCUCAAUUUGAUAGGAGUGUACGCCAUCUGAAUGUAUAUUUGACCUGUUCCAAGUAG
This is a messenger RNA of Synchytrium microbalum, 1011 nucleotides long. RefSeq lists its product as uncharacterized. Lineage: Eukaryota; Fungi; Chytridiomycota; Chytridiomycetes; Synchytriales; Synchytriaceae. Gene Ontology annotation, cellular component: R2TP complex; ribonucleoprotein complex; cytoplasm. Gene Ontology annotation, biological process: box C/D snoRNP assembly; rRNA processing. The record is from RefSeq and is a predicted model, not a curated record. The transcript is spliced from 5 exons. The coding region runs from base 1 to 1011 and encodes 336 amino acids.